UCAGAUUUGCCUGCGGCUCGCUCGGAUCCUGCUCGGGCCGCUUCAGGGCUGCAGGGAUGGAUGCAGCUAAAGCCCCCAAGGUCUUGGUCUCCACUGGACGGCGCAUACUUACCAUCGGCUUUGCCUUGCUCAUCCUGUCGGUGCUGGCAUGGGCCUAUAUCACGGGUGUGCAGCUGGCUGCCGACAAGUACCACAUCAUGGCCUUCGGUCUCUACGGAGCCUUCCUCGCCUCGCAUCUCGUCAUCCAGAGCUUCUUCGCCUUCCUGGAGCACAAAAAGAUGAGGAGGGACUCGCUCACUUGCAGCUACACCAAGACGGUGGCUCUCACCAUCUCUGCCUAUCAGGAGGACCCGGCCUACCUCCGUGAGUGCCUGCAGUCGGUCAAGGGGACCUUGUACCCCCCGGAAAAGCUGCGGGUGAUCAUGGUCAUUGAUGGCAACAGCCCAGAGGACAAAUACAUGAUGGACAUGUUCCAGGAGGUCUUUGCCGGAGAGGAUGUGGGCACCUACAUUUGGGAGAACAACUACCAUCACCAGCCUCAGCUGGAUGUGGAUGAAGGUGACAGCGGCUACCAAGCCGGGGAUGAGCCGUCUGACUACAGCGAGAUAGAUAUGGAGGACCCUGGGCAGCUGGCUGUGGAGGAGCUGAUCCGGACUAAGAGAUGCGUCUGCAUCAUGCAGAAAUGGGGUGGGAAGAGGGAAGUCAUGUACACGGCUUUCAAGGCCCUGGGGAACUCUGUGGACUAUGUCCAGGUUUGCGACUCAGACACCAAGCUGGAGCCCCAGGCCACUCUGGAACUGGUGAAGGUGCUGGAGUCGAACGAGCGCUACGGGGCCGUUGGGGGGGACGUGCGGAUCCUCAACCUCUCCGAUUCCUACAUCAGCUUCAUGAGCAGCCUGCGCUACUGGAUGGCCUUCAACAUUGAACGCGCCUGCCAGUCUUACUUCGAUUGUGUCUCCUGCAUCAGCGGGCCCCUGGGCCUGUAUCGGAAUGACCUCCUGCAGCAGUUCCUCGAGUCCUGGUACAACCAGAAGUUCCUGGGGACGCACUGUACCUUUGGGGAUGACAGGCACCUCACCAACAGGAUGCUAAGCAUCGGCUAUGCCACCAAGUACACCGCCCGUUCCCGCUGCUACUCCGAGACCCCGGCCUUGUUUCUGCGGUGGCUGGCACAGCAGACCCGCUGGACCAAAUCCUACUUCCGCGAGUGGCUCUACAACGCCCUCUGGUGGCACCGGCACCACCUGUGGAUGACCUACGAGUCCGUGGUGUCCGGAAUCUUCCCCUUCUUUGUCACCGCCACCGUCCUGCGGCUCUUUUACGGGGGGAACCUCUGGGACGUGCUGUGGGUGCUGCUGUGCGUGCAGCUCGUGGCCUGUGUGAAGGCUCUUUACGCCUGCUGGCUGCGCAGGAACCCCGUCAUGAUCUUCAUGUCGCUCUACGCCGUGCUCUACAUGGGUGGCCUGCUCCCAGCCAAGUACUUCGCCAUCGCGACCAUGAACAAGAGCAGCUGGGGCACUUCAGGCCGGAAGAAAAUGGUGGGGAACUACAUCCCGCUGCUGCCCCUUUCCAUCUGGGGCUUGCUCCUCUUGGGUGGCCUGAUCUACACCAUCUGUCUGGAAGCCCUGGCCGACUGGACCACCGAGGCCAAGCAGACUGAAAUCUGGUACCUGCUCAUUGGCUCGGCCAUUUAUCUGGGCUACUGGACAUUCAUGAUCAUGCUUUACUGGGUGUGGGUACGGAGGUGCUGCCGGAAGCGAGCCAAUUUCUACAGUAUUCAGGUGUGAACCGGGCCAAGGGAAAGGACUAUGCGUCCUGCAACCUAUGAGGCAGAAUGCCAGGCCACGAGGAGCUAGGAACUGGGACACUCUGGGUUGUUGUACAAGUCGUAGGAGCAAAGAACAGCCUAGCAGGAGUUUCUGCAGGACAAGAAGUGGGAGAUCACGGCUCUGGGUGACGGCCCUGUGUCUUUCCUUCUUCUCUUCCUGUUUCUUUUUCUUUCUUCCCUCCACAAGGUGGCUCACCCAUCAGGUAGAGACUCCCUGAAGUUCCCUUCUAGAACCCAGGGCAUGGUGAUGUUUCAAAAGCCCGAAGGUGCCUGUAUCUCAGGGAGAGUAUUUGUUUUAUCCAACAAGAUGUGAGAGGCUACAAGUUGCCCCUCUUCUCCUGCUUCAGCUGGUCUUUUUCCAGUUCUCAGAAAUAAUCCUGAGAACAGCUCAGUUCAUUUGUUAGUGCUGAGUUUUUACCUUCAAGAGUACCUGUGCAUCUGCCUUCUUCUCUUCAAAAUGCAGCCACCUCUGGGCUGGGGCAGCUGGGUUCUGCUUUGACACAGGGAUCUGCUUUGCACGGGAAACAGUCUCAUUGCACUGAAUCGCCACUGCAGCUCUGAGUCGAGAUGCAGCAGCUGCUGAACAGGGACUCGGGACACGGUGGGUUUGGCCUGUUUGCUGCUGUUGAAGUUUGCUGGUCUGUUGCAGCAGGCAGCAGGCUGGAAUUCACCAAGAAAAGAGGAAAGAAGCCCCCUCACCUUUGUGGAACUGGAGAUCAGAUGUCCACCUGUGAAUUCUGCACAAUUAAAGGAUUUGGUUUUUUUCCCCUGGGGGGAAAGAGAGGGGAAACCCCCUUAACACUCUUCUUAUCUUAAGGACACUUGAUUACAAAAGCAAAAAAGGUUUACAGUUGUUCAACAGAAGCUGGAAAUAUCCACCUUGAUGUUUACUCUUUUUCUCAACCCGGAAAGGAAAUUGACACUGUUGUUCAGUGGAGGGUUCAAUUCGCCCCCUCAUCACCUCACAAUUUUUUUGUCACAAUAUUGACUGUCUUGCAGUAAAGGACUUGAUGUUAUUUAUUUGCCUUAUUUUAAUAACAGACCAAGGGCUAUUUAAUGACAUUUUUAUAUAGAAGGAAUCAAAUGAGGAUUUUAGAAUAAAUAAAUAAAUAAAUGAUAUGAAAUAAAACAUUAUUUAUUUUGAAAACUU
Molecule: messenger RNA, 2978 nt
Organism: Varanus komodoensis (Komodo dragon)
Lineage: Eukaryota; Metazoa; Chordata; Lepidosauria; Squamata; Varanidae
Gene: HAS1
Product: hyaluronan synthase 1
Exons: 5
Coding region: 57-1787 (576 amino acids)
Biological process (GO): extracellular matrix assembly; hyaluronan biosynthetic process
Molecular function (GO): hyaluronan synthase activity
Source: RefSeq, a predicted model, not a curated record